UGGCAGGCGAUGCGACAGCUUCAUCCGGAGGCCAUUGCUGCGAUCCAGAGCAAAGCGCUCUUCAGUCAGGCUGAGGAGGUUCUGCUGGCUAAGAUUCUUUCAAGCAGUCAGCCCAAGCUGGAGGUGUUCCAGGAGCUGCUGAGUUAGCAUCCCAGUGUGUUCUAUCCCUCCCGCACUCCCAAGAGCCUGCUGGUGCACUGGCAGCUACUCAAACAGUACUACCUGCUGGAGGACCAGAGUGUUCAACCUCUCCCUAAAGGCAACCAAGUUCUCAACUUCUCUGAUGCUGAGCAGCUGGUGGAUGAUGCUUAGCUAAAGGAGAGCAGGGAUGAGGUGCUGGAGCAUGAGCUGAUGAUCUCUGACCGCCAUCAGAAGAAAGAUAUAAGACAGCUGGAACAGGAGCUACCAUGCUGGCAGGUCCUGGUGGACAGCAUCACAGGGAUGAACUCUCCAGACUUUGACAACCAGACACUGGCAGCGCUGAGAGGCCGGAUGGUUCGCUACCUUAUGAGGUCACGAGAGAUCACCCUGGGCAGAGCCACCAAGGACAAGCAGAUCGAUGUAGAUCUGUCUCUGGAAGGACCUGCCUGGAAGAUCUCCAGGAAACAAGGGGUCAUUAAACUGAAGAACAACGGAGACUUCUUCAUAGCCAACGAAGGCCGCAGGCCCAUCUACAUAGACGGCAGACCAGUCUUGUCUGGCUACAAGUGGAAACUCAACAACAACUCUGUGUGGAUGAUUGCCGGUCUUCGUUUUGUAUUCCUGAUCAACCAGGAGCUGAUCUCACUCAUCAAGGCAGAAGCAGCUAAGAUGAACCAGCAGUGA
Messenger RNA from Salvelinus sp. IW2-2015, 825 nucleotides. RefSeq names its product microspherule protein 1-like. The transcript has 9 exons. Gene Ontology annotation, cellular component: Ino80 complex; MLL1 complex; NSL complex. The record is from RefSeq and is a predicted model, not a curated record. Gene Ontology annotation, biological process: positive regulation of transcription by RNA polymerase II. Lineage: Eukaryota; Metazoa; Chordata; Actinopteri; Salmoniformes; Salmonidae. Gene Ontology annotation, molecular function: protein binding; G-quadruplex RNA binding.